Molecule: messenger RNA, 4531 nt
Organism: Ochotona curzoniae (black-lipped pika)
Lineage: Eukaryota; Metazoa; Chordata; Mammalia; Lagomorpha; Ochotonidae
Gene: TIAL1
Product: TIA1 cytotoxic granule associated RNA binding protein like 1
Exons: 9
Coding region: 1115-1873 (252 amino acids)
Cellular component (GO): cytosol
Molecular function (GO): DNA binding; mRNA binding
Source: RefSeq, a predicted model, not a curated record
UUUUCUUUCUCUAGUUACUGUGUUUUUUUUGUUUUUCUGUUUUGUUUUGCUUUGUUUUUGGUUUUUUGAUUUGUUUUUUGAAUAGUAGAUGUGGUUGAAAAUGUUGAUGUCAUCUCUGUUUUGAGGUCGUGUUUCAUCCUAAUCUUGUGUAUAAUAUGUUAAUUUUUUAAAUGAUUAUAUUUGUUAUCUUUAAAUAUGUUUAGAUGAUAAAACCUACCUUAAAGUUCAAAUUUUUGUCAAGUGUUUUCAAAAUUUGGUGGUUAAGAAUAAUGGGUUAAACAUAAAUAUGAUUUGUAUUGUGGUAUUAAACUUUUGUGGGGGAAGUUUAUAAAAUAAAGUAGGCAAGUCCUUGGUAUAUUGUGGUUUAAUUGAAAAUGUUUGUUUAAAUACAAUGAUAAGUGUGUCUUACUAUUAUAACCAUAGUGAAAAGUAUUAUUAUUAUGGUAUUAAAAUGUUUCAAUGUCUGAGUCGUAAAUGUGAGAUUAAUUAUACUUUUUUGUUAGUGCUGCUUGAUUUUGCUUAGUUAGAGGCAAAUGUGAAUUAGUUUGAUAUUUAAUAAAAUGUAUCUUUGUUUUGCUGUCUUGAUAAAAUAUUUUGGAAAAUUAAUAAGUUCUAUAAAAUGUUUAUCACAAUUUAUCUUUCUGAGUAAAAUCAAUUUAUUCUGUAUAUUUCCUGUAUACUUGAAUUAAAUGUUUUGGUACUAAUUUACAGGAAUGUUUCAGUUAAGAACAACAAUUCUUUUCUUUAUACGAUUUGUUGUUCUGUAUAAUUUAUUUGAAAGAAAGACUUAAUUCUUUAAUUUUCUAUUUUGAUGUUUGCUUUGCUUUUUAAUGUAAAUGUGGUAAGUAGUGCUGUUUUAAAAAUCAGUAUAAAAUAAUAGAGGUUGCUGUUUUUCAAUCUUUAUGUAUAGCUGAGACCUGCAGUUUUUCUAAAAUCCAAGUCACAAAUUAAAAGUAAUAGCAUUCUGGUUAUUUUGCAGAAUUGCUCAUAAGAAUGGACAGGAUCUUGAAGGCUAACUGCAAGGAACUGUGCACACUGGAACUCAGUUCUGCCCAAACUCCAAAAUGAUGAUAGAGAAUUGACCAAGAAAAAUAAAGAAAUCUGUUAACAGGCCAUGGAUGCCCGGGUAGUUAAAGACAUGGCAACAGGAAAAUCCAAAGGCUAUGGUUUUGUAUCUUUUUAUAAUAAACUGGAUGCAGAAAAUGCAAUUGUGCAUAUGGGAGGUCAGUGGUUGGGUGGUCGUCAAAUCAGAACUAACUGGGCCACACGUAAACCACCUGCACCUAAAAGCACACAAGAAAACAACACUAAGCAGUUGAGAUUUGAAGAUGUAGUAAAUCAGUCAAGUCCAAAAAAUUGUACUGUAUACUGCGGAGGGAUCGCCUCGGGGUUGACAGAUCAACUUAUGAGACAGACGUUCUCCCCGUUUGGCCAAAUUAUGGAGAUCAGAGUCUUCCCUGAGAAGGGCUACUCCUUUGUCAGAUUUUCAACCCAUGAAAGUGCGGCCCAUGCCAUUGUUUCAGUGAAUGGUACUACGAUUGAAGGACAUGUGGUUAAAUGCUAUUGGGGUAAAGAAUCUCCUGAUAUGACUAAAAACUUCCAACAGGUCGACUACAGUCAGUGGGGCCAAUGGGGCCAGGUGUAUGGGAACCCACCGCAGUAUGGACAGUAUAUGGCCAACGGGUGGCAAGUACCGCCGUACGGGGUGUACGGGCAACCGUGGAGUCAGCAAGGGUUCGGAGUAGAUCAAUCCCCCUCUGCGGCGUGGAUGGGCGGCUUUGGUGCCCAGCCUCCUCAAGGACAAGCUCCCCCUCCAGUAAUACCUCCUCCCAACCAAGCUGGAUAUGGUAUGGCAAGUUACCAAACACAGUGAGCUGGGACUCUAGGCAAAAUGGUCAUUCGUGAUAGGCUUCGAUUUCCUGUGACACUCUGAAGACAUGAAAGUAGACAUCGGAAUAUGAAAAUAUUUAUUUUAAAAAUUGAAAUGUUUGGAACCUUUAGCACAGCUUUGCUUUGGUGAAGGACACAUGUCUUCUAGUUCUGCCUUUUUAAGUUUUUGUUCAUGAUGGAUAUGAACAUGAUUUUUCUUUGUGUACAAAAACUAAAAUAAAGUCAAUAAAGACAGUUCUGCCUACACAUUUUGAUAUGAUAGGAGAAAUGAGUAAUCCGUUUUGAUUCUUAGAUACGAUUCCAUUUUUAUCUUGCUGUUCAGUAUUUUAACUCACUGUGUUUUUAAAAGAGCAAAAAAGGGAGGAACAAGGAAAACGGAAUCCAUGUAAGUUCAUCUUGAAUCCUGAUACUCCCCUCCCCCGCCCUGAGGUGGAUUGCAUUUGAAGUCAGCAGAGAGAAGUGUGAUAUUCAGAAGAAAUGCAUGAUUUUGGAGUCGCUUUGAAGGAAACACUUUGUCUAUGCCUAAGGAAACUGAAGCCAGACUGAAAGCCUGCCACCUAAAUAAGGAACAGCGUGGUCUCGUUACGUGAGGAUGCACUGAUGGUCCACACUAAGGCCUAUUUUUAAAACUUCAUAAAGGUGUCGAUGAAUAAACCUGUAGUGUACUACAUUUCAUUUGGGGGGGAUUACAAGUAUGGUGUUUGUAUUACAGUCAGACAGUCAUACUUGUGCUUUUACAUGAAGUUUAAAUGAUAUACAUUGUAAAUAUUGAAUAACUACAGUGUUUAAAAAGCAUGCUUCAACAUAGCAGUAGCAGCGAUGUCAUUACUUGGAGUAACACUUACCAUACUGCACUGCAUUGGAUGCAGUAGAUGGAGAAGAAUGUCUUUAGGCUGACAUUUCCAAGGUUGGCUACUACGUAAAAUUAAAGUUACACAAAUUGCUACACAGAAAAAGCCUUAAUUUUAAUUUCAUAAAAUCUUUGAUGCAUUAGUGUGUUCUAAAAUGUCACUGAAAAUUAAUUUUUUUUUCUUAUUUUUUGCUUCACAUUAUUUGGUAUGUAAAUACCUUAAUUAAAACCUUAUAAACCAAUUUCAAGGUUCCUAUAAGUUGUAUAGUUAGAAGUGUUUUUUAAAAAUCUUGGGGUGUUUUUAAAAAUUAGAUAUAUUUUGCCCAAGAAUUUUUUAACAAGAUUGCUAAAACAUCUUAUUUAGACAGUUCGAUGUACCAAUUUAUAAUUGGAUAUUCAGUUUAAAUAGUACACAGAGUUGUGACUCUUUAUUUUUAAUUGAUUUUUUUUCCUUGUAGGUAGGAUGCUUGGGAUGGCGAGCAUGAGCAGUGGCUGGAGUUGUGUGUGUGCAGAAUUUAUAAAAGUCAGUUGAGAAAGAUUAACUUUGCUUCCCAGAUGCUUGUCAGGCUGUGUGGGUAAAAAUCUGCCUCAAAUUUCUAUAAAGCAGGAAUGUAAAAUAGAUUAAACACUAUGUGUCUAGAUUGUGCAGUUAGGGGUGCCGGUAUUUUGGCAACGUACUCAGAUAUUGGCCUGGGCACGAAAAUGAGAAAAUGAUUCUUUCUUAUUAAGUAGUGAGAUGCAGCUGGCACCCAGAAGUGUGUUCUUAAAACAUAUGAAGUCUUAAAAUUAGCUUUAAAAUAAUAAUUGUUUUAUAAAUUGGGGACCACAGUGACUUGAGUAUUAUUUUCCCCACUUAAAAUUGCAGCCAAAUGUAUUAAAGAUGAAAAAAAAAAUAACCAGUCUGGAGCUUUUCAUCCUUGGGCCAGGCAUUUUUGAGGCUCCUUAGAUUUUCCCUGCCUUAGUCUUCAGUUACACCUGCCUCUCCUGGAGCAUGCCCCAGUUCCUUUUGUUCAUGGUGUCUUUGGGGAAUGUUUUUUGGAGAAGUUAUAUUUUGUAGAGAAAACACUUUAUGAAUCGUGCCCCUGAGUUAAAAAUUUCUUGAAUGUGUGUGAAACUUGGAGAACUAAAAUAUUCUUUUUGCUUUUGAUAAGGACCUGUUGAAUUUUCAGUUUGCUUUUUUUGGCGGGGGGGGGGGUCUACCCCCAAACGAAGUGGCUUCUUGACAGCUAGCAGCUCUGAUGGUAGCUGUAGGGUUUCCUGACAGUAUGAUCUGUGAUGGAAUAAAGUUAUCCAGGCUAGUUAUUGCCAUAGUGAACCUAUGACUGAAGUGUCCUUUCCUUAAUCCAAAAGAGAACAGCAGUUCAUCACCAGUUAACGGGAGUUGUUUCGUGUUACAUGGUUGUAAACUGUAAAGCUACUUAUCCAGAUGAAAUACACAGUUUAGACAAUACAGCUGUCACGUUGACAGACACACUUCUCUGCCAGUGGAGUGAGUGCUCCCUGAUCUGAUUGAAGCCCAGGAAUCCUUGCCUUUUCUUUCCCAGGUUCACCCAAAGCAGCAUCAGCAGAGGUUCUUAGGAAUGCAAGGGAAUGUUUAUGGCGUACGGAUUUUUGUUGAUGUGAUUCUGACGGCUGUCUUUGCCCUAAUUGUCUCUACUAAUAUUUCCCCCAUGCUAUUCCCACUUGAUUUUAUGUCUGCUGGCAGUGAAAGGCUAAAAUGAGUGGCCAAGUGAAGCCAAAGCUGUAAACCACAGUUGAAGUAAGUCUUUCAAUAAAGACUAGACUAUGUAA